UCAGUAAGAAGAAGACUUCGAGAGAUUCUUCGGCAGUCGUUUGACACGAGAAACAACGCUCCGGACUGUAAAAACAAGUGGUUUAACAUUAUGAACAAGGGAGAAUACGAGAAUAUUUACGUGAGACGGAUAACAUACUUGUGGACAUAUAGCAGUUCCGAGGGCAGCUUGGAAUCUAUCAUAUCACAUCAUAUAGCAUCACAAGACGAGUCGACGAACGAACGAACGACGCAGAAACAACCAUGGAGCAUGGAGGAGAUCGAAGUAGCAUUAUCGAAUCUUCCGGGAGGCGACAUAGCUUUAUAUUUGAUUCCUACUCUUCAUGGCAAUACUCUACAAAAAGUUCUGGAAGAAUUUCAAUGUGUGACUCUCAACAAAAAUGAGGAUCGCAAGCAUAGCACAUCGUUGGCUACGUCUGCAGAUGAAACUGAACAAAAGAAUAUAUUGUUUGACGAAAAUAAAGCUACGACUCCAGGACAAUUACUCGCAGAAUGGCCGAAUACGUAUCUACUGAUUUCUAGCUGGCUGGGUCAUAUAGAAAUAGUUAAGGUUUUGUUAGAAAAAGGCGUGCCAGUUUCUACGAGGGAUAAUGACGGAAGAACAUCGCUACAUCUGGCAGCGUGUACCACGUCCACGAAGAUCGUAGAGGAGCUAUUGAAACAUGGUGCUGAUCCAUGUGAGUGGGAUUUCCAGAAAAAAUUUACCCCGUUGCAUUGCGCUGCCGCAGCUGGUUGCGUUGCUACUGUUAAAUGCUUGAUCAUGUCAGGCGCAAAUGUGCAUGCCAGAAGAAGUCCACUUUAUUACGCCGUGCUGAACAAUGCUGUGGAUUGCGUCGAAGCUCUACUGCAAGCAGGUGCUUCUCCUAAUAAUCCACAGGUUUGUACAAAGAUGCCUUUGCAUGUGGCGGUUAUUUUGGGCAAUGUCUAUUGCAUCAAGUUGCUGUUGGACUACAACGCGGAUGUGACAGUCAAAAUGGGAAUCAGGAAAUCGACGCCUCUACACUUGGCGGCGGAAAAAGGUAACGCGGAAUGCAUUCAAUUACUGUUGGACGCCGGCGCAAAGACUGAGACAAAAAAUUCGAAUGGUCAAACGGCGAUGCACUUGGCUACGCUCGCCCAAUCUGUAGAGACGAUGAAAAAGUUGAUUAGAUUUAGCGCAAGAGUGAACGAAGAGGAUAAUAAAGGACGCACUCCUCUACAUGCUGCGGUUCUAAUUGCCUGGAAAAGCAGCGAACUGGUCAAGAUUUUAAUAAAUGCAGGCGCAUCAGUUAACAAGGCGGACAUAUUCGGUUACACGCCGCUGCACAUUGCGGCCUUGAACGAGAGCUCGCGUACAGUGAUGAUGUUGUUGUCAAAAGGUGGCGACGUAACAGCGCGUACCAAGGACGGCAUCACCGCUCUUAGCUUUAUCGUAUCCCGUACUCCGGAGGUGUUAUCGCAACUGGCGACGCGUUUCGAUCAAGCAGUCUCAUUACACUAUCACGAACUUGGCGAUAUGGACUGUGAACUGCGAGUGGAUUUUCGACCAUUGGUUCCAUUGGGCGGUCGCAACGAAACGGACCUAAUGCUCUGUCUGGUGGAGGUCGGUCAAGGUCGCAUGUUGAAACACCCAUUGUGCGAGAGUUUUCUCUAUCUAAAAUGGAAGCGUAUUCGUAAGUUUUUCGUGCUCAAUUUUUUGUUCCAUUUAAUUUUCGUUGCUUUCUUUACCAGCUUCGUCUUCGCGACAUAUUUGUGGAAUGAAAAACAGCUGAGCGCAAUCCUCUUCUGGCCAUUAGUAACUAUUAUCUGCUUAUUUGCGAGUAAAGAGAUCUUCCAAAUUAGCUCUGAUAUUUACUAUUAUAUUAAACGUUGGGAAACUUGGCUACAAUGGAGCGUGAUCGUGGCAUCCAGCCUUAUACUGAUUCCUCCAGCGCGUCCAUGGCAACAUCACGUUGCUGCCCUAGGUAUUCUGCUGGCCUGGCUUGAGCUGAUGAUUGUGACCGGUUAUUUUCCCAUCUUUGGCCUCUAUGUACAAAUGUUUACCGAAAUAUUCAUCAAUUUCUUCAAGUUUCUCGCUGCCCAUAUUUGCCUCAUAUUCGGUUUCUCUCUCGGCUUCAUUGUGCUGCACGACAAGUACAAAUCUUUCACUGAUCCGCUGAUCAGUCUAUUCAAGUCGGUGAUUAUGACGAUCGGUGAGCUGGAAUUCGAGUACUUUUUCUUUAAUGAAUCGCUACUUGAGUAUUCUGGCACGGCGCAUUUUAUGUUUCUUUGCUUCGUUAUCCUGGUGGCAGUGAUACUAAUGAAUCAAAUAAUUGGUCUGGCUGUGUCAGAUAUCCAGGAGUUACGUAGUCGUGCGGGUCUUGAACAAUUGGUGCGUCAAGCAGAGGUAAUAGCUCGUUUCGAAAAUAUGCUGUUCUCUAAAUUGCUUGAUUACACUCCCGCGUGUAAAAUAAUACAAGCGUGCAGAGAGAAUAUACUAUUGUUGCAUCCACCGCAUCAUUGUGUCCUACGUAUUCGGCUGAAUGAUCCGCACGAAAAUCGUCUGCCACGAGAGCUCAUUCAGUCGUUAUAUCGUCUGGCAGCUGAGAAGAAAAUGCGACGAGGAAUUUUCCGCGGCGGCGCGCCACCAUCCCAAAACUUCGCCGCGAAUGAAUUGAAUUAUGUGAGAUUCAACAGGAUGUACAGGAAUGACGGUAAUCAAUAGCAACUAAUCGAACUCGUAGCCAAGCUAAAGAAAAGCUGUUAUGACAUGGCCGAGCUAAAGAAAUGCUCCUAUGACGUGGUCGAGCUAAAGAAAUAUUCCCAUGACAUCAGUAUCAGGUUGAAUAGCUUGACGAACCAGAUAGAGAUUAUCGUCCAAGAUGCAGAUUUGACGAUGCAUUUAUAUAAUAACAUUAUUAACAUUGUGUGUGCCAAUUUAUUUUACCUGGAUACCUUUUUUUUUAAGAGUGCGAAUUUAAAGAAAGAUGUGACCAUGUCGAUUCUCAGAAAAACAAACUUCUUCAAGAGAUUCUCCGGUAGUCAUUUGACGCGAGAAGCACCGAGGAUAGAGACUGCCAACAAUAAGACGCGGUCCAUCGUGAUCAACAACGAGGAAGAACCUGAGGAUAUUUGGAUGAACGAGUUAGAAAAUGGCAGCAUUUCCUCCGAGGACAGUUCGGAAUCUGUCACGUGUCACAUCCGAAACACGUCGAUGACGCAAGAACAACCUUGGAGCAAGGGGGAGGUCGAAGUGGCAUUAUCGAAUCUUCCGGGAGGUGAGGCAGCUCUAUCUCUGAUUCCCGUUCUUCACGACGAUGCUCUAGAAAAGGUUCUGGAAGAAUUUCAAUGUUUGACUCUCGACGAAAAUGCGGAUUGCAGGCAUCGCAAGCUCUUGUUGCACACGUUCGCAAAUGGAUUUAUGCGAAAAACUAUAUUGGCUAACGAAAACGGAGCAGCAUCUGCUGCGACUCCAGCACAGUUACUUGCAGGAUGGCCGGACACGUGUCUACUGAUUUCUAGCUGGCUAGGUCAUGUAGAGAUAGCCAAAGCUUUGUUAGACAAAGGCGCGCCAGUUUUUACGAGUGACAACGAUGGAAGAACGCCGUUACAUCUGGCAGCGAGCGUCGGAUCCACCAAAAUUGUGGAAGAGCUAUUGAAACAUGGCGCUAAUCCAGAUGAAUGGGAUCUCGGGAAAAAAUGCACUCCAUUGCAUUGCGCUGCCGCAACUGGUUGCGUUGCCACUGUCAAAUGCUUGAUCAAAGCAGGCGCAGAUGUGGAUGCCGGAUUGUCCAGCAGGAGUCCGCUCCAUUACGCCGUGCUGAACAACGCUGAGGAUUGCGUCGAAACUCUAUUGCAAGCAGGUGCUUGUCCUAAUAAUCCACAGGUUUACACAGAAACUCCUUUGCAUGUGGCGAUUAAUUUGGGCAACGUCCAUUGCACCAAGUUGCUGUUGAGUCACGGCGCAGAUGUAAGAGUACAAAUGGGAAUUGCAAGAUCGACGCCUCUACACUUGGCAGCUGAGGAAGGUAGUGCGGAAUGCACUAGGUUACUGUUGAACGCUGGCGCGACCUGCGAGGCGAGAAACUCGCGCGGUCAGACGGCGAUGCACUUGGCGACGCUCGCCCAAUCAGUAGAGACGAUGGACAUGUUGAUUAGUGCUGGUGCAAAAGUGAAUGCAGAAGACAAUGAAGGACGCACCCCUUUACAUGCUGCGGUUGCGAAGGCUCUGAGAGGCAGCGAACUGGUCAAGACUUUAGUACAAGCAGGUGCUGCAGUUAACAAGGCGGACAAAUUCGGUUACACGCCGCUGCACAUCGCUGCUUUGAACGAGAGCUCGCAUACAGUGGUGAUGUUGUUGUCAAAAGGAGGCGACGUGACUGCGCGUACUAAGGGUGGCGUCACCGCUCUUAGCUUUAUCAUACGCCGUACUCCGGAUGUGUUAUCGCGAUUUAUGACGCGUCUCGAUCAAGCAAUCUCUCUACAUGAUCACGAGCUGGGCGACGUGGACUGUGAACUGCGAUUAGAUUUUCGACCAUUGGUACCGGGCGGUCGCAGCGAAAUGGACCUGAUGCUCUGUCUAGUAGAGGUCGGUAAAGGCCACAUGUUAAAGCAUCCGUUAUGCGAAAGUUUUCUAUAUCUCAAAUGGCUGCGUAUCCGCAAGUUCUUCCUGUUCAGUCUCAUGUUUCACUCAAUCUUCGUUGCUUUCUUCACCGGUUUCGUCGGCGCGACGUAUUUAUGGCACAAGAAACAGCUGAGCAGUAUCCUUCUCUGGCCAGUGCUAGGUUUUACCUGCGUGCUCGCGAGUAAAGAGAUUUUCCAGAUCGCCCAUGGUAUUUGCUAUUAUGCUAAACGUUGGGAAAACUGGCUGCAAUGGAGCGUGAUCGUGGCAUCCAGCCUCAUACUGAUUCCUCCAGCGGAUGAAUGGCAAUAUCACAUUGCCGCCCUGGGUAUUCUGCUGGCCUGGAUCGAGUUGAUGAUUGUUGUCGGUCGUUUUCCCAUGUUUGGCAUCUACGUUCAAAUGUUUACCCAAGUAUCCAUCAAUUUCUUCAAGUUUCUCGCGGCCUACAUUUGCCUCAUAGUCGGCUUCUCUCUCGGCUUCAGUGUGCUGCACGACCAGUACAAAUCCUUCACUAAUCCGCUGAUUAGUCUACUCAAGACGGUGAUUAUGAUGUCUGGUGAGCUAGAAUUCGAGGACGUUUUCUUCAAUGAUAAAACACUCAAGUAUCCUGGCACGGCGCAUCUCAUGCUCCUUAGCUUCGUUAUUCUGGUGACAGUGAUACUCACGAAUCUAAUGGUUGGCCUGGCUGUAUCGGAUAUCCAGGAGUUACGCAGAUGCGCCGGGCUCGACCGACUGGUGCGUCGCGCCGAGCUGGUAGCUCACGUCGAAAACAUGCUGUUCUCCAAGCUUCUCGAUUACACUCCCGCGUGCAAAAUAAUACAAGCAUGCAGGAGGGGCGCAUUGUUGCUACAUCCACCGUAUCAUUGCGCCCUGCAUAUUCGACCGAAUGAUCCGCGCGAGAAACGUCUACCGCGAGAGCUCAUCCGGGCGGUAUAUCGCCUGGUCAGCGAGCGGAAAACGCGACGAACGACUUUCCGCGGCAGCGCGCCACCACCCCAAAACGUUGCCGCGAAUGAAUCGAAUCAUGUGAGGCUCAGCAGGAUGUACAGCAACCAGAGUAAUCAACAGCAGCUGAAUGAACUCGCGGCCGAGCUGAAGAGAUGCUCGUAUAACAUUAGUACCAAGUUGGAUAGGUUGACGAACAAGGUGGAAACUAUCACUCGAGAUUUAGAUCUGACGGUGCAUUUACAUUGACACUGCUUAAUUUUCAAUCUCGUCGAGUGUUAGAGUUGUUUUGAAAACACGAAACUAGAUGAUCUGCCAGAACAGAGUCUAAAAUUAAAGGUAGGAACGCAAAAUGUGAUAAAUCAACAGGUCCAAGUAACUAGCAAUGUCUUGAGAUGUAAACCUUAGCGACCUAAUUUUUGACAAACCAAAAAAAAACUAUGGGUCUAAUGAAUCAUGUAUUUUUAAAAUGAUUUAUAUACAUAUUGUAUUUAUCAUUAUAUAAAAUGCACUGUUAUUUUUUUAUUUUGUAAUUACCAGUAUUCUGGCUGCGUACUGCUUUCCUGAUUACAGCUGUACAGAGGCAAAUUCGGCCAAUGUCUUAAAGAGUUUUACAUCGAUGAUCUAGAUUCGUGAAUCACAGUUACAUUCUCUUUCUGAGAAAGUUGCAUGUUGACUGCAUGCAACACCAAAUCAUUUUUAGUAAAUUUCUCAGAUAAGUAAUGCUCGUUGUACGUUAUUAUAGCGUCCCACACCUGUUAAAUCACACUUAAAUUUAAUUAAUAGAAUUAAUAAUUUUUUGUAAUAUGUAGAACAAUAAAA
This is a messenger RNA of Camponotus floridanus (Florida carpenter ant), 6345 nucleotides long. RefSeq lists its product as uncharacterized. The transcript has 12 exons. Lineage: Eukaryota; Metazoa; Arthropoda; Insecta; Hymenoptera; Formicidae. Gene Ontology annotation, cellular component: membrane. Gene Ontology annotation, biological process: monoatomic ion transport; transmembrane transport. Gene Ontology annotation, molecular function: monoatomic ion channel activity; protein binding. The record is from RefSeq and is a predicted model, not a curated record.